This is a messenger RNA of Suillus fuscotomentosus, 447 nucleotides long. RefSeq lists its product as uncharacterized. NCBI's taxonomy places the organism in Eukaryota, Fungi, Basidiomycota, Agaricomycetes, Boletales, Suillaceae. The transcript has 2 exons. The coding region runs from base 1 to 447 and encodes 148 amino acids. The record is from RefSeq and is a predicted model, not a curated record.
AUGUCAGGAAACGAUGCAUGGGAUAUGCAGUCAGCAAUACCCAAGGGUGCAACCCUCCUCGGCACCAUUCUCUCCUUUGACAAGAUGGACAUUACUGCAUUAAUGAGGGAUCAUGUAGCUCAUCUGCUCCUAAUUAGCCUCUCCAACAUCUAUAUGAAUGUACACUUAAAAUCAUCAGCCAACUCUUUUGUUCUCACUACCCUAUUACCAGUCCCCAAGUUCAUUCACAAGAAAAAGCGAAUGAAGGACAUAUUAGAGGAUCACCUUAUACAUCAGUGCCUCAAUAUCGUUCUUGAGCCACUUAAGAAAUAUGCUCAGCAUGGUGUUGUGCUGUCUGAUUCUAUUGGAUGCAGUUGGUAUUGCUUCACUGCUCUUGCAAGCUAUAUUGCUGACACCCCUGAGGCCAUGAUGCUGGCAGCCAUUGGUGGAAAAACAUUGCUGGUAUAA